GAGGCGGCGGCGCGCGAGGGCGCGCGGCGGGUGCGGCUGACGUGGGGCGAGCCGCCGGGCUCCCGCAUCAUCCACGACCUGGAGGCCGCCAUGGAGAGCUCCACCUUCUUCGGGGCCGCCGAGAUCGAGGAGGCGAGGCUGCAGAGCGACAAGCUCGGGGGCCUGCGGAGGAGGUGCAUCCCGCUCCACCGGGCGCGGCGCUCCGCGGAGAGGCACGACGAGCCGCGGGGCGCGCAGGCGGGCCUGCAGAAGGUGGAGGGCCACGUCGAUCUGGGCGGGACGUCGCACUGGUACUUCGAGCCGCAGACCGCCCUGGUGAUCCCGACCGAGGGGUCCAUCGAGGUCUGGACGGGCGACCAGAACCCCGUCGCCACGCAGCAGUCCGUGAGCAGCGUGCUCCAGAUGCCGGCGCGGGGCCCGGCUGGGCUGCCGCUCUCGUGCCUGCUGCACCUCCGCCCUCUCCGCCGCGGCUCCGUCCUACCUCCGCCUCGGCCCCAGGGCUGGUUGUGGAGUGGAUGUCAGUGCGGCAAGUGCGAGUGGAACGAUGUGCUCGACCGCACCAACAGCAGGAGGCCUGGCUUUGGGGGCACAGUCUUGGCGCACCCCAAAGAUAUUCUUGAUCGGAAAGGCAAGCGGUGGAAAGAGCUCUGCACUUCAGCAGGCUGGAUGGCGGCAGGCAGCGCUGCCGCCGAUGUUCUGGCAGGGGAAGGCGCAGCAGUGGCGCGAAUCCCUGAGCCCGUUCGUGCCGACAUCCUGGAGAAGGAACGCGUGCCGUACCUCACCCGCAUGAGGAUCAUCAGGUCCCACAUCGACGCGAUGGGGGCCGAGAAGCAGCUGCAGCCGAGCGGCGACCAGACUGGUCGGCACCCGAGGAGGUCCAGCGGUCGCCUCGGCAGAGCGCACCUCCCGUAUAUCAGAGCUGCCAUGGUCCAGGCCCUCCAUGUCGGGUCGACGCAGUCUGCAGUCGGGUGGUCUGCAAUCGCGCCGCGCACUCCUUGCCUGCAGUCGGACUACGAGGCAGAGUUCGACGGUGACGGGAAGCUCUCGAAGAUUCAGAUGCGAUUUCACAUGGACGUGGGCUGCUUCCUCGGCGACGCCGACGACGACCUGUCCAUGGCGAUCGGCUUCUCGGACAACGCCUUCUACUGCCCGAGCUUCAAGUGUGAUGGCGUCCCGUACAUGACGCACACGAUGCACAGGACGUCCCAGCGAGCGCCGGGCGUCUUGCAGUCGAUCUGCUCCAUGCAGGUCAUCCUGGAGCACAUCUCGCGCAGCCUGAAGCUGCCCUUCGAGCUCGUGCAGGAAAAGAACUUCUACAGCGCCGGGCAGCAGACCCCCUUCGGCGACACGCUCGGGUCGGACGUCUACAACUGGACGCUGCCGGAGUUGUGGCAGCAGCUGAAGCGCGACGCGGACUUCGACACGAGGUCCAGCGCGGUGGACACAUUCAACAGCGCGAACCGCUGGCGGAAGCGCGGGAUCGCCAUGGUCCCCUGCAAGUACGUCAUGGGCCUGUCGGACUAUAACAUGAACGCUCUGGUCAAUGUCUACUCCGACGGCUCAGUGCUGGUCGCCCACGGUGGCUGCGAGAUCGGGCAGGGUAUUCACACGAAGGUCGCCCAGGCGGUUGCCUACACCCUCGGUGUGGACCUCAAGUAUGUCCAGGUGGCCGACACGGAGACCUCCAAAACGCCCGGCAACGCUUGCACAGGGGGUUCGGGCACCUCGGAGAGCUGCUCCCAGGCUGCAAUCAACGCGGCCCAGGUGCUAAAAGACAGGCUGGCCAGCUACCGCACGGGAGGAAAGUCCUGGCCAGAGGCAGCGAUGGCGGCCGCUCAGGCGAAGGAGAACCUCUCGGCAGAGGGUUUCUUCAAAGGCGCAGCGAGCGCCGAGAACGCGCACACGUACGCGGUGUACGGCGCAGGCAUGUCCGAGGUCGAGGUCGACGUGCUCACAGGUGAGAUGGAGAUCCUUCGGGUUGACAUUCUGAUGGACCUGGGACGCCAGUUGAAUGCUGCGGUGGACAUCGGCCAGCUGGAGGGCGGCUUCGUCAUGGCGUUGGGCUACUUCUUCACCGAGGAGCUCAAGUUCGACGAGCAGGCCCGCCCCCUGAAUCUGGGCACGUGGGAGUACAAGAUCCCGUCGGCAUUUGACAUCCCGCGCGAGUUCAACGUCUCAAUCAUGAAGCCCGUCCUCAACCCGAGCGGUGUUCUAGGGUCAAAGGCGUGCGCGGAGCCCGUGAUGCCCCUGGCCGCCUCCGCGUACUUCGCGGUGAAGCAGGCGGUCGGCGCCGCGAGGAGAAGCAGCUCGGCCUGGGCGACGGCUUCUUCGAUCUGCCCGUGCCGGCGACAGUGGAGUGCAUCCAGCAGGCGUGCGCGCCGCAGGGCGGGGGCGGCGUGCCCACCGGCCUGGGCGCGUGAGGGCGCGUCGGGGGCCGCAUCAGGCAAGCCCGUGCAAACGGGGCGUUCGCAAACGAGCCGGUAGCUGAGGGUGCGUUUUCAAGCCAG
Prorocentrum cordatum is the source of this 2507-nucleotide messenger RNA. NCBI's taxonomy places the organism in Eukaryota, Dinophyceae, Prorocentrales, Prorocentraceae. The record is from the annotation of a GenBank genome assembly.